AUGGUGGCCAGAACCCAAGGUGUGUUUGGUGCAGAUAUAGAUGCAGUGAAGUCAGUGUCAGUGACUGAAGGAGAUUCUGUCUCUCUACACAGUUAUGUUACUGAAGUAAAGAGAGACGAUCAGAUUCUGUGGAUGUUUGGACCUAAAGAGACGAGAAUAGCUGAAAUCUAUAAGGAAAACAUUGAUAUGUUUGACAAUAAUGAGAUAUUUGGAGACAGACUCCAGAUGGACAAUCAAACUGGAUCUCUGACCAUCAGAAACAUCAGAACUGAACACUCUGGACUUUAUAAACUGACCGUCAUCAGCAACAGAGGAACUUCAUACAAGAGAUUCAAUGUUUCUGUCUAUGCGCUUCUGCCCUUUCCCAUCAUCACCAGAGACUCUUCACAGUGUUCUUCAUCUGAAAGAUCAACAAACCAGAAUUGUUCACUGUUGUGUUCAGUGUUGAAUGUGAGUGCUGUGACUCUCUCCUGGUACAAAGGAAACAGUUUAUUGUCCAGCAUCAGUGUGUCUGAUCUCAGCAUCAGUCUCUCUCUACCUCUGGAGGUGGAAUAUCAGGAGAACAACAUCUACAGCUGUGUGAUCAACAAUCCCGUCACAAACCAGACCACACAUCUGGACAUCACUCAACUCUGUCAGCCAUGUGAAGACCAAAGUUAA
Carassius auratus (goldfish) is the source of this 660-nucleotide messenger RNA. RefSeq names its product hemicentin-2-like. The transcript is spliced from 4 exons. Bases 1 to 660 code for a protein of 219 amino acids. The record is from RefSeq and is a predicted model, not a curated record. NCBI's taxonomy places the organism in Eukaryota, Metazoa, Chordata, Actinopteri, Cypriniformes, Cyprinidae.